GUGACGAUACCUCUUCCUCAACGGAUGAUAAUGGCUUUUCCUAUACUCUGACCUCGAACAUAGCCUAUCCGUCACUACGACGCGUUCAGAGACACCGCACAGGCUACUCUUCGGAUAACGUCUGACUCCGUAUCAUUUCGUAGCGUAUUAAAUUGCACUUUCCUUUUACGGACUCCUGUUUUCGCCUCUCAAAAUGCAGUAUCAUUUUGGCUGGCCUUUGGCGUUAUAAAACUGAAGAGGAAUACUGGAAGUUGAGAAAACAAUGUAAUAACCACAGCGCGGAACAAAUCUUGAAUUAGAAUUUGGUCUCAAGGCUGAGCAUCUGUCCAUCGGGAUCUCCUACCAACUUUGACCUGCUGACCUGGGUUUUCCUCUCCUGUUCUUCGAACACUCUUCUGAUAGUUUGAUGGAGAGCUGGUCGGAUGACAGCUGGAACUGUUGUCAUAACCGGAGGAAUUCUUGCCACGGUGAUACUCUUGUGUAUCAUAGCAGUGCUCUGUUACUGUAGACUCCAGUAUUACUGCUGUAAGAAGAAUGGGUCAGAAGGGGACACUGGCCCCGUCACGCAGCCCCACUUUGCCUGCAACGCGUGCAGUGCCCCUGGGGUGGACGGGGCGGCAGUCACCCCCCUCUCCCUCUCCCCGGAGCCCCCCGCCUCCCACACUACGGGGCCGCCCCGCAAAUACUGCCCCACCUGCUCGCCCUACGAAACGCCCUUCUACAUCCGCACCACCGAUGAGAUGCGCAACGGUGGUGAGCGUAUCACCUACAUGCCCGCGCACUACGAGAACCCAGCGCUAUCCCUCCCCCUGCCCUCCCUGCACAGCUCCCUGCUGAGCUCUGGCCAGCAUCGCAGCAGUCCAGAACCGGACUUCUAUACCAACACUCGCGCUAUAAGUACAGAGGUAUGAACCACCUCCGAUGGGAUCCUGGUGCCGUAGAAGUCCAGUGUUUUUGUAACUUCUGAGGUUUGGGUUGAAAUCCCACAUAGGCCAUUUACUGUGCACAGAAUAUUUGUUCAUUGGCGCUCUGGAUUAUAGAGACUUGAAGUUACACUAAUUUGUCUGGGUGGCCUCUGGAAACCACCCUCUUUCUCUACCUGCUGACCAUUAGAAGGAAGGUGAUGAAAAAGGUGCAUUGAGAGACAACAUGGAGUGUUGACCCCUUCGCCUGGUCUUACACUUUCCGGUUCUGUCUGUCCAUACACUGUGUCAACUAGCUUCCAGCUGAGUUCCUGUGGACUCAAACAGUAUUAUUUUUUUUUUAUCAAGGUGUCAUGUUUAUUGUUGUUCUGCUCUUGUAAUACAGAUGUGAAUGGAACCCAUCAGUUUUCAAUUGACUGAGGGGACAGAACAAGAUCUACUGAGGUAGGGCUUGGGAUUCCAAUCUUCACUCUUUGAGGGCUACUGAGGGAUAUAUUAUGGUUUCACCUGCACCUACUUAUUUCCAGAAUCUGCCAAAAGAGAAAAAUAAAAAUGAUAUAUUGUAUGCUUUUUGUUGGAUUCUGAACUAGAAGGGAAAGCAAGAUGAACAAUCAAGUCCCCAUAAAAAAAUGUAGCAAAAACAGUGAAGCGACACUAAUUACUUCAGAGCUUUCUCUAUGCAAGUUCUACGAACUGAAAGACAACAUGGUUGGAGAGACAGGCCUUUCAAUGCAGCUGUCCAUUUUGUGUGUUUAUUGCAAAAAUGUUUGUCAAAAUGUAACUAGAACUAUAAAAAAAAUGACUGUCUCAUGUUUUCCCUUAAUGAUAAACGAUUGUACUAUGGUUACCAUGGAUACUUUUGAGACAAUGUAAUUUAAAAGUUUAAUAUAAUGACUAUAAUACAGUUUAAAGACAGUUUUAAAGUCAGGACAGGGCGUUUUGUAAACGAGUGAAGUAAAAUAGCAGUUUGUGAUUAUUUGUCAUUUGUACUUAGGAACACACACAAGCUGCAGUCCGGUUGAAAUUAACAUAUUGUAUUUCUCAUUUAUUAAUAGUAAUAGAAGAAUUUUGAAAUGUGUAUGUCACCAAAUGCUUUGAAAGCAUUUCUAUCAACUUAUUUGUCUUUUUGAUUGAGUAGCUGAUGACUUCAAGGAUUUGGCAACAAUACAUUUUAAAUUGGGUUGUGUAGCCUAAGUCUGGUACGAUUUAGAUGUAGUCUGUGCCAUAUGUUGUCCUCAUUCUUCUGGUCCCCCACGAUGGUUGAUUCUAUGAAGUGUAUAUGUCUUUAUACAUUUUAGUGUUUCUUUUAACAUGUGAAGACCUUUAAAUACAAUAUUUAUGUAAUUGGUAACAAAAUACAUAAUUGUUAGCCUACCCAUCUUGUUAUAUGGCUCUAAUUUGAGACUAAUACUAGACAACAUUGCUUGCCAAAAUGAUAUUAUUUUUACCCUGGUGUUUUUGUAUGUUUUAGUCUGAAAAUUAUGUAAAAAUUAGAUUAAAAUAUUAAAAUGGCAAAACCCCCAAACACUUCGUUGAAUGUCCCAAGUAUGCCAAGUAUUCUACUUGUACUGUAUGUUUUGUCCAACAUAACAUAAAGGAGUAUAUAUUAAAACAUACUGUAAGAGGUAGGUGGAAGCAUUAGCUUUUAUAAAAGUUUUUUGUCAGGGCAUUGUUUUCAUUAUACUAGUUAUCACUCCGUGUUGAAAAUGCAUUUCAGUUGAGAAAAUCUACGCAAUGACAUGACCCAUAGGAGUACAUUUUCAUUCGUAGUUUCUGUUGAUUUUGGUUAUUCAUCAAAUAAAUAAAAAACAUUUUUGAAAAUGUUAAAACAAAUAGGAUGAAAUAGGAAAAGAGAA
Molecule: messenger RNA, 2779 nt
Organism: Esox lucius (northern pike)
Lineage: Eukaryota; Metazoa; Chordata; Actinopteri; Esociformes; Esocidae
Gene: fam163ab
Product: family with sequence similarity 163 member A
Exons: 4
Coding region: 423-911 (162 amino acids)
Source: RefSeq, a predicted model, not a curated record